AUGGAUGCUUUCUUGGAGGAGUUUCAACAUCUUAGAAUCCAUCUUCAAGAGAUCAAAUCAGCCACUGACAACUUUGAUGACAAAAAAGUCAUCGGAACCGGUGGUUUUGGGAAGGUUUACCAAGGAGAACUUUCAAGCAUGGUUGCUUUUAAGCGUCUAGAUAACAAAUUUGGUCAAGGGAACUCCGAGUUCUGGAGAGAAAUCAUGAUGCUUUCUCGUUACACGCAUGAAAAUCUAAUCUCUCUACUGGGAUUUUGUGACGAGGAUGGUGAAAAGAUCCUUAUUUAUGAGCAUGCAUCUAAUGGAAGCCUUGAUCGUCAUUUACGUUCCACUACUUUCAUGUGGAUCCAACGUCUCAAGGCAUGCCUUGAUGCUGCAAUAGGGCUAAGCUACCUACAUGAUGACAAGGGCACUCAACAAAGAGUUCUCUGUUGGAAAUUCUGA
Messenger RNA from Helianthus annuus (common sunflower), 444 nucleotides. RefSeq names its product probable receptor-like protein kinase At1g30570. Lineage: Eukaryota; Viridiplantae; Streptophyta; Magnoliopsida; Asterales; Asteraceae. The record is from RefSeq and is a predicted model, not a curated record. The transcript has a single exon. Gene Ontology annotation, biological process: protein autophosphorylation. Gene Ontology annotation, molecular function: ATP binding; transmembrane receptor protein tyrosine kinase activity. Bases 1 to 444 code for a protein of 147 amino acids. Gene Ontology annotation, cellular component: plasmodesma; plasma membrane.